Messenger RNA from Cryptomeria japonica (Japanese cedar), 1566 nucleotides. RefSeq names its product G-type lectin S-receptor-like serine/threonine-protein kinase SD2-5. Gene Ontology annotation, molecular function: ATP binding; protein kinase activity. The transcript is spliced from 7 exons. Bases 1 to 1566 code for a protein of 521 amino acids. The record is from RefSeq and is a predicted model, not a curated record. Lineage: Eukaryota; Viridiplantae; Streptophyta; Pinopsida; Cupressales; Cupressaceae. Gene Ontology annotation, biological process: protein phosphorylation.
AUGAGGCUGGGCGGUGGAGGAUUCAGUUCAGUUUAUGGAGGCAUUCUGUUGGACAACACAAAGAUAGCAGUGAAGCGGCCUGACAGAGCAGGGCAAGGCUUCAGAGAGUUCCGUGCAGAAGUGGAAACGUUGGGAAACAUUCAUCAUCUUAAUUUGGUGAGACUGAAGGGCUUCUGUGCAGAAAAGUCCCACCGAAUGCUUGUAUACGAGUAUCUCCCAAAUGGAUCUCUUUAUAAAUGGAUAUUUCCCAACGAAAGCCGUGAACACUGUCGAGAACGAAUUAUUCAUUUCAACAUCAAGCCCCAGAACAUUCUUCUAGAUGAGAACUUCAAUGCAAAAGUCUCAGAUUUUCGUCUGGCAAAGCUGAUUAACAGAGAUCAGAGCGAAGUGAUAACCAUGUUGAGAGGAACGCUGGGUUAUAUGGCGCCUGAGUUACUGGACAUGCAGUUCACUGAGAAAGCAGAUAUGGUGGUAGAAAUUGUGAGCGGCAGGAGUGAUGGGGUGAAUGGAGUGGAACAAACACACAGGAAUUACAUUGUGCUGGGAAAGGGUAGGGAAGAGGAGCAGAAGGAUGAAGAUUUAGACUUUCCGGCUGGCUCACCUGUGCGGUACUCAUUCGAGGACUUGCAAAAGGCUACAAAUGAUUUCAGCCUGAGGUUGGGCCGCGGAGGAUUUGGUUCAAUUUAUGAGGGCAUUCUGUUGGACAACACAAAGAUAGCAGUGAAGAGGCUUGACAGAGCAGGGCAAGGCUCCAGAGAGCCUACCAGAGAGUUCCAUGCAGAAGUGGAAACGUUGGGAAACAUUCAUCAUCUUAAUUUGGUGAGACUGAAGGGCUUUUGUGCUGAAAAGUCCCACCGAAUGCUUGUAUACGAGUAUCUCCCAAAUGGGUCUCUGCAUAAAGGGAUAUUUCCCAACGGAAGCAGUCAACGUGUACUAAACUGGAAGACCAGAUCCAAAGUCAUUCUUCAUAUAGCACGGGGAUUAUCAUACUUGCACGAAGAGUGUCGAGAACGAAUCAUUCAUUUCGACAUCAAGCCCCAGAACAUUCUUCUGGAUGAAAAAUUCAAUGCAAGUGUCUCAGAUUUUGGGCUGGCAAAGCUGAUUAACAGAGAACAGAGUGAAGUGAUAACCAUGUUGAGAGGAACACCAGGUUAUAUGGCGCCUGAGUUAUUGGACAUACAGUUCACGGAGAAGGCAGAUAUAAAUAGUUUUGGCGUUAUGGUGGUAGAAAUUCGUAAAGCAGAGGAAGGGAGAAUUUUUUAUUUGGUCGACUCAGAAAUCAAAGAUGAAGGGAUUGGUACAGAUCAGGAGGCAGCGAAAGUAUUAGGAAUUGUGAUGUGUUGUAUUCAGUAUGAUUUUACAAAAAGGCCAGCAAUGUCGACAGUAGUAAGGGCACUGGAAGAUAUGAGUAAGAUGGAUCAGUUUGCUCUUAUAAUAUUCAGAAGGGUCUACAUCCAAUCCAAUUCCAGUCAAUAUUUCGUAACCACAUCAUUCCAUCUAGCUGUUAAAGGUAUGACUAUCCAACAAUAUGUGGGCAGUAUGGUAUGUGAACAGCUUGGUAUGUGA